Cladophialophora psammophila CBS 110553 is the source of this 1197-nucleotide messenger RNA. Its product is annotated as L-iditol 2-dehydrogenase. Bases 1 to 1197 code for a protein of 398 amino acids. Gene Ontology annotation, biological process: D-sorbitol catabolic process. The record is from RefSeq and is a predicted model, not a curated record. The transcript has 2 exons. Gene Ontology annotation, molecular function: L-iditol 2-dehydrogenase (NAD+) activity. Lineage: Eukaryota; Fungi; Ascomycota; Eurotiomycetes; Chaetothyriales; Herpotrichiellaceae.
AUGGCAUCUACAGAAACUGUCCAGGCCUUGGUUUUACACGGUGCAAAGGACUUGAGGCUGGAGACGAGACCACCACCUGUGCUGCAACAUGGGGAUGUCCAAAUAGCAGUCAAGGCAACAGGCAUCUGCGGUUCAGACUUACACUACUUCAACUUGGGGCGCAACGGAAAUUUUGUCGUUCAGUCGCCACUCGUCCUUGGCCAUGAAGCAUCAGGCGUUGUCACUGCGGUUCCUGACGCCACGAAUGGGGACAAGACUGCCGAUGUCGCUUCACCGAAUCUCAGGGUGGGUGAUAGAGUGGCCUUGGAAGUCGGUUUCCCCUGUCGCUCGUGCACCCAGUGUAGUACUGGUCGAUACAACCUGUGUUCCAGGCUGUCUUUUCGAUCUUCUGCAAAGACAUUCCCUCACACCGACGGGACGCUGCAAACGGUGAUCUCACAACCAGCCAACAUGUGUCAUAAAUUGCCAGAGAAUGUCACUUUCGAACAAGGUGCCCUCGUGGAGCCCUUGGCCGUCUCACUACACGCGUUGAACCGCAGUCAGAGUGCAGGGUCGGGGGUUGGAGUGCCUUUGGUGGGCUCAACCGCCUUGGUCCUGGGCGCGGGCGCCGUGGGAAUGCUGACUGCUGCAGCAUUGUCAGUCGCUGGAGUAUCCGAGAUUGUCAUAGCAGACAUCGAUGCCCCGAGAUUAAAGAUCGCCGCAACGCUGGGUGGUGGCAAGUUUAAGUUGAAGACUUUCCUCCUUCCCCGGAAGUCCCCCGCCUCAACGAUUUCAGAGACUCUGGCGGAAGUCCAGGAACAGGCGGCGGAAAUCUGCAAGUCGGUAGGAGUAGAGGCCGGGUUUGACCGCGUGUUUGAGUGCACAGGAGUUCCAUCGUGUGUCCAGAUGGGCAUCUAUGCAGCCACAGCAGGCGGGAAGCUCAUCCUAGUUGGAAUGGGCACGCCAAUUCAGACACUGCCUUUGGGUGCGGCUGCUCUGAGGGAAGUGGACAUUAUCGGUGUGUUCCGAUAUGCCAACUGUUAUCCUGCGGCCAUCGCACUCUUUGCCAGUGGCCAGUUGGACGGUGUUGCCGAGGACCUGGUCUCCCAUCGGGUGGCACUUGCGGACGGGGAGAAGGCCUUCAGAAUUGCUACUAAUCAAGGGCGGGAAGGAGAGGACGAGGGGAGGGUACCUGUCAAGGUGGUGAUCACAUCAUAG